This is a messenger RNA of Sinocyclocheilus anshuiensis, 1803 nucleotides long. Its product is annotated as interferon-induced GTP-binding protein Mx2-like. Bases 1 to 1803 code for a protein of 600 amino acids. The transcript is spliced from 12 exons. Gene Ontology annotation, biological process: synaptic vesicle budding from presynaptic endocytic zone membrane; receptor internalization; defense response to virus. Gene Ontology annotation, cellular component: plasma membrane; cytoplasm; microtubule. Lineage: Eukaryota; Metazoa; Chordata; Actinopteri; Cypriniformes; Cyprinidae. The record is from RefSeq and is a predicted model, not a curated record. Gene Ontology annotation, molecular function: microtubule binding; GTPase activity; GTP binding.
AUGAGGGGAGCGGUUCACAGUCAUUUAGAGGAGAGUAUUCGUCCAUAUAUUGAUCUAAUUGACACUCUGCGGUCAGCUGGGAUUCAUAAGGACUUGGCGUUACCGACUAUCAUAGUAAUCGGAGACCAGAGUUCUGGGAAAAGCUCUGUGUUGGAAGCACUGUCUGGAGUUCCAUUACCAAGAGGGAGUGGAAUUGUCACCAGAUGUCCAUUAGAGCUGAGGCUGAAGAAGGUAAACGUUGGAGUCAACUGGAAGGCUGUUCUGUCUUACAGCAAUAACAAAAUUGAAUUUGUGGAUUCAUCAUUACUUGAAAACCAUGUACAUGCAGCCCAGAAUGAGCUGGCAGGAAAAGGGGUAGGAAUACGUGAUGACCUCAUCACAUUAGAGAUCAUGUCACCAGAUGUGUGUGACCUCACACUGAUUGAUCUACCUGGAAUUGCCCGAGUCCCAGUAAAUGGACAACCACAAGAUAUUGGAAACCAGAUAAAACGUCUGAUCAGGAAAUAUAUUGAGAAGCAAGAGACUAUAAACAUGGUAGUGUGCCCAUGCAACACUGACAUUGCAACAACAGAAGCAUUAAAAAUAGCUCAAGAAGUAGAUCCUGAUGGCAAAAGAACUAUUGCCAUUUUGACCAAGCCAGACCUCAUAGAUAGAGGAACAGAAACGAGAAUUCUGGACAUUGUCCACAACAAAGUGAUUCCUCUUCGCAAAGGUUACAUCAUGGUGAAGUGUAGAGGACAACAGCAGAUUGAUGAUAACAUUUCUCUAGAGGAGGCAGCACAAAUGGAGAGCGAUUUCUUCAGAACCCAUGAACAUUUCAGAUGUCUCUUGGAAGAGGAAAAAGCAACUAUUAAAAGUCUUGCUGUCAAACUGUCUCAGCAUCUGGUCGGUCACAUCAAAAAAUCACUGCCACAGCUUAACGAACAGAUAAAAAAGAAGUUGUGGGAUCUGAAGAAUGAGCUGAAGGAGUGCGAGGCUGGACCACCACAAGACCCUAAGGGAGCCAAACAAUUCCUCAUUAAAACCUUAACAAGAUUCAAUGAAGAAAUCAAAUCAUUAUCAUUAGGGGAGCAGAUUACUGAAGAUCAUUUGUUUGUCCAACUUCGGGAGAAAUUCAGAAAGUGGCAUGAUCAUCUUAACAGUACAAAGACAUUCUGUCAUCAGUUAAGUCAGAAAUACAGAGGGAGGGAACUGCUCGGCUUCAGCAACUACAGAACGUUUGAGAACGUACUGCAGAGGCAUGUGGCCACACAUAAAGCACAUGCCAUUAAAUUACUCAACAUAAUCAAAGACAUCAUCUUACAGCAAUUCACUGAUGUAGUUUAUCAGUGUUUCCAGAACUACCCUGCUCUUCAAAACAUCACUUUGAAUAAAAUCGAUAACAUACAGUCAAGCCAACAAGCCAAGGCAGAGCAGAGGAUCUCAGAGCAGUUUGAAAUGGAAGGCAUGAUCUACACUCAAGAUCCCAUCUACUUGAAGUUCUUGAAUGAGAUUAGUGACGAGAAAUAUUCAGAAGAUCAGUUACCUGUCCUUGACAAGAAAAGCAAGUACAGUGAAAUGCUGCAGGCGUAUUCUGAGAUUGUUGUGCAGCGGAUGUCUGACCAACUCCCCAUGAUGAUCUCCUUUUUCAUGCUGAAGGAAACUGCUCAGCUCCUGUCUACGGACAUGUUAAGUUUACUAGAUGGAGUAAAUGUGAGCGAGCUCCUGUUUGAGAAUUCUGAUGUUGGCAGAAGACGCAAAGACCUACAGACUAGCCUGGACCGUUUGACUGCUGCUCAGGAAGCACUUAGCGAUUUUAUUUGA